Molecule: messenger RNA, 375 nt
Organism: Penicillium roqueforti
Lineage: Eukaryota; Fungi; Ascomycota; Eurotiomycetes; Eurotiales; Aspergillaceae
Exons: 4
Coding region: 1-375 (124 amino acids)
Source: RefSeq, a predicted model, not a curated record
AUGUCCAACUCGGGGAUGGAAGCCUUCUCCGCGGAGGAGGAUGUGACAGAGGACCUGUAUGACAAGGCCUUUGCGCUGAACACACGCGCCCAGUUCUUCAUCGCCCAGCAUGCUCUGAAGUACGGCUCUGAGGGGGGCCGUCUGAUCCUGAUCUCGCCGCCGUCGAAGGUUUUACUCGCAGCUUCGCUUGCUGACUGUGGUCCUAAGAAGAUGACCGUCAACGCGGUGGCCCUUGGAGGUAUUCUGACCGACAUGUAUCUCGAGAACUCGUGGUACUACGCCCCCAAUGGUUAUCCUGGUAUGCCUAUGGAGCAGAUUGAUAAGGGUAUCGCCAGCCUGCCUCGGAAGAGGGGGAAUGGAUUAAUGGCCAAGUGA